This is a messenger RNA of Penicillium maclennaniae, 606 nucleotides long. RefSeq names its product cytochrome P450. Gene Ontology annotation, molecular function: heme binding; monooxygenase activity; iron ion binding. Bases 1 to 606 code for a protein of 201 amino acids. The record is from RefSeq and is a predicted model, not a curated record. NCBI's taxonomy places the organism in Eukaryota, Fungi, Ascomycota, Eurotiomycetes, Eurotiales, Aspergillaceae. The transcript has 3 exons.
AUGAAAGACAUGGCAGGCCAGAUUAUCGAUCUUGGAGCCUGGCUUCAGUGGUAUGCUUUUGAUGUAAUUGGGGCAAUUACAUUCCAGCGCCGAUUCGGGUUCAUGGAGAAGCGAGAGGAUGUGAUCGGUAUGAUCGCCGGUCUUGAGGCUGGAUUGCGUUACGCAGGUGUUGUCAGCCAGAUCCCGAGGCUUCAUCACUGGUUUUUAGGUAAUAUAUGGGUUGCCAAAUUUAUGGCAGCGCAACCUUUCGUGAAAAUGCCGGAUCCGCUAAGAACGAUGGUUCGGUUCACUCAAGAAUGCAUUGAUAAUUACGAUCGCGGGACGCCAGGGAAACAUGGAGAUCGGCCUGACUUUCUGGCUUGGCUUCGAAGUGAAGAAGCUAAGGGCAGGCCCAUGUCUAAUCGCGAUAUGAUGAACCACCACAGCAAUAAUCUCCUCGCAGGAAGUGACACAACUGCAAUUUCCCUUCGUGCAAUGAUUUAUUACCUCGUCCAAAAUUAUCACGUUUACAUGACCCUUCAGAAAGAGAUUGAUGAUGCAAAUCGAGCUGACCAGCUGUCGGACUAUGCCACCUACGCGGAGUGCCUUGAGCUCCCUUGCCUGUAA